CGGGCCGCCCGCCCGCCCGCCACCGCCAUGGCUGCUCAGCUCCGGCUCCGCUCCGCGCUUGCCCUGGUCACAGGUGCGGGCAGAGGCAUCGGCCGCGCGGUCAGUGUGCGCCUGGCUCAAGAGGGCGCUGCCGUGGCCGCCUGCGACCUGGACGGGGCCGCGGCACUCGAGACCGUGCGGCUGCUGGGCGAGCACCGGGCGCCCGGCGGGAAGCACGCCGCCUUCCAGGCCGACGUGUCGCAGGCCCCCGCGGCCCGGCGCCUGCUGGAGCAAGUGCAGGCCUGCUUUUCUCGCCCGCCAUCUGUCGUUGUGUCCUGUGCUGGCAUCACGCGGGAUGAGUUUCUGCUCCACAUGUCCGAGAAAGACUGGGACAAAGUCGUAGCUGUCAACCUCAAGGGCAUCUACCUAGUCACUCAGGCUGCAGCCCAGGCAUUGGUGUCCAGUGGUUGUCCUGGCUCCAUCAUCAACAUCAGUAGCAUCGUUGGAAAGGUGGGGAACAUUGGGCAGACAAACUAUGCUGCCUCGAAGGCAGGAGUGAUCGGGCUCACCCAGACCGCAGCCCGCGAGCUUGGACGACACGGGAUCCGCUGUAACUCAGUCCUCCCAGGAUUCAUUACAACAUCCAUGACCCAGAAAAUCCCACAGAAAGUGAAGGACAAGGUGACUGGAAUGAUCCCGUUGGGACACAUGGGGGACCCUGAGGAUGUGGCAGAUGUGGUUGCGUUCUUGGCAUCUGAAGACAGUGGAUACAUCACAGGGGCCUCAGUGGAAGUCACUGGAGGUCUUUUCAUGUAACUGCCUCAAGAACCCUGGACUCUGCUCACCCCCCACUACCACUCUGCCUGGCCUCCCGCUGAUGAGGACUCUAAGUUCCCAGGCUACACAAGGGGGUGGCAGUGUGUGGCUCAGGAAUGCUGAACAUGGAAGGCAGGGGUGCUUGUGACCCUAAUAAAUUCCAAAUCCUCUUCCCUGCCA
Molecule: messenger RNA, 975 nt
Organism: Nannospalax galili (Upper Galilee mountains blind mole rat)
Lineage: Eukaryota; Metazoa; Chordata; Mammalia; Rodentia; Spalacidae
Gene: Hsd17b8
Product: hydroxysteroid 17-beta dehydrogenase 8
Exons: 9
Coding region: 28-795 (255 amino acids)
Biological process (GO): estrogen biosynthetic process
Molecular function (GO): estradiol 17-beta-dehydrogenase [NAD(P)+] activity
Source: RefSeq, a predicted model, not a curated record